AUGAAUUCGUUCGAUUCAGCGAAAAUGCUGCUGGCGGCGUGCGGCGGCGAUACGGUGAAGCUGUUCGACACUUCGUCGGAGCCUCAGAACCCCUGCGUUCUCACCUACUCUCCGUCUCCAGGCUUACGCGUGAAUUCCGUCAAGUGGAAUCACAACAAUUUAGUUUUGGCCAGUGCGGGCGAAGAUGGUAAAAUAUCGCUAUGGAGGAAAAAUGGGCAAAGCUUGUGGAUGGUGCCAGCCAAAAAUGCUAGGGGCGAAAUUGUUGAGCCUUCCGAGUCAAUAUCAACUAUCAGCUUCAGCAAUAAGGGAUCCCGAUAUCUAUGCUCUGGUGGAACUGGUCAAGUUGUAAGAAUAUGGGAUUUGCAGAACAAGCGUUGUGUCAAAUGGUUGAAAGGUCAUAGUGAUACUAUUACAGGUGUGAUGUACAAUUGCAAAGAUGAACAUAUAGCUUCUGUCAGUCGCAAAGGAGAUCUUAUACUUCACAACCUUGCUUCUGGCGCAAGAGCUGCUGAACUAAGAGAUCCUAAUGGACAGGUUUUGGGUGCACUUGAUUAUUCUAGGACAAGCAGGCACCUUUUAGUGACAGCUGGUGACGAUGGAUCCAUUCAUUUGUGGGACACAACUGGCCGGAGCCCAAAGGCUUCCUGGUUGAAACAGCAUUCGGCACCCACCUCUGCUGUCAGUUUUUCACCAUCCAAUGAUAAGGUAAUAGCUAGUGUCGGUCUGGAUAUGAAAUUAUACACUUUUGACACUGGGUCUCGGAAACCAUCUUCUUGUAUGCCUUACGAAGCGCCGUUUUCUUCAUUGGCAUUCGCUGAUGAUGGAUUAACCUUGGCAGCUGGUACAAGCACUGGACAGGUUGUGUUCUAUGAUGUCCGUGGGAAACCACAGCCAAUCACUGUUCUUCGUGCAUAUGGGAGCGCUGAGGCUGUCACAAAUCUUUGCUGGCAGAGGUCAAAACCUGUAAUGUUUAAUGAAAAUAACUGCACAGACGAAACUGUUCUUUUGGCCGGUGAUGUUGGGGAUUCCAUCCUUAUGCCUGAUCCACUUCCUUCUAGGGGAUCAUCAAGCCUUUCAAUGCCCUCAAUUGUGUCUGGUUCUCGAAAUUCUAGCCGUUCAGGUACCCCUGGAGAUUUAUAUUCGUUUCCUGCAGGAUCUGCAUCAAGUGGUCUAAGUUUACCUACUUCAGAGGAAACACCUCUUCGCAGCAGCUUACUGACAGGCGGAAAUCUUGCAAGGCUGCAUGCACCUCGAAGUUAUAAAUUCAAGGAUGAUAUGGAGGUGUUUUCUCCCCUUGUGGAAGUCCAACCAAUGACACCCUCUCUCGACAAGUUGUGGAAUGACCUGGAUGGUGGAAAGAAAGACCUGGAUAGAAAAACAUCUUUCCUAUUUUCUCGGAGGUUUGGCCUUCCAGAGGAAGGUUCCAUUGAUAAUCAUCCAAUUUUGGACUGGAAAACGAACUUAUCAACCAAGCAGGAUGACGCCAGUUCUACCUUGUCGCAGUUGACAUCUCCCCUUGUAUCUACACAUGUUGAUGAUUCUUCAUCCAUAACUCCUCCCGAAGCAUGGGGUGGCGAGAGAAUAUCUGACAAGCUGAGUCACCACCGGCCAGCCACUAACAUGCCAUCCCGUUUUGCAACAUUAGCAGCUACGAAUUCAUCAUCGGUAGUAAAGUUGUCUGGAUUACAAGAUAGUCUCCCCACGAAUCAAAGCACAAGCAGUUUAUCAUCUGGCCUGAGCCUGGCCAAUCUGCGCAUCAGAGAACCCCCGAAUCAUGAAACUUUAUUUAGAUCAUCAGAAGCCGUUUCCUCGCCUUUAAGCUCAAAGAGUAUUACAACACAGGCCAAGUUUGACAGUUUGGGACCUGCUUUGUCUCUCCCCAGGCGAUUCUCCAGUUAUGCAGAGAGAAUAGGCGCAACACCAUCCUUCACUGAUGCAUCGGUGUCGCCCAAAUCUAAGAAAACAGGAGUGGAAACCAGGGAAGAGCUUCUCAAUAGCUUGUUGUCAAGGUCUGAGAUGACAUCUGCCACGGGAACCAGCGUCCUUACAACUACCAAUGGUGAUGGAGUGACACAUUUACCGAAAAGCGCCUUGCAGCAUGAAGCACAGCAGGGAAGUUCUUUUACCCUCCAGCUUUUUCAGCGGACACUGGAGGAAACUCUUGCUACUUUUCAGAAAUCUAUUCAUGAUGACAUGCGAAACCUUCACAUUGAAAUUAUAAGGCAAUUUCAUAUGCAGGAGAUGGAAAUGUCUGAGGUCAUGAAAUCAAUAUUGAAAAACCAGGCUGAGAUUAUGAAAGAGCUUCAAUUUCUCCGGAAGGAAACACAGCAGCUGCGCCAGUUGCUCUGA
This is a messenger RNA of Striga hermonthica, 2349 nucleotides long. The record is from the annotation of a GenBank genome assembly. NCBI's taxonomy places the organism in Eukaryota, Viridiplantae, Streptophyta, Magnoliopsida, Lamiales, Orobanchaceae.